Lodderomyces orthopsilosis Co 90-125 is the source of this 1815-nucleotide messenger RNA. RefSeq names its product lysophospholipid acyltransferase (gene LPT1). Gene Ontology annotation, biological process: lipid modification; glycerophospholipid biosynthetic process. The coding region runs from base 1 to 1815 and encodes 604 amino acids. NCBI's taxonomy places the organism in Eukaryota, Fungi, Ascomycota, Pichiomycetes, Serinales, Debaryomycetaceae. The record is from RefSeq and is a predicted model, not a curated record. The transcript has a single exon. Gene Ontology annotation, cellular component: endoplasmic reticulum; membrane. Gene Ontology annotation, molecular function: 1-acylglycerophosphocholine O-acyltransferase activity; 1-acylglycerol-3-phosphate O-acyltransferase activity.
AUGGUUGCUAUUAUCCAAAACCAGAUUAAUGCCCUUCUGAGUACAAUUGGCUUAGAUCCUGCUAGUUUGAAGAUUCUUUUAUGUACAUUGCUUUCCUUCCCAUUUGGUAUAAUAUUCAAACGUAUUCCAGACCAAAAGUACUUUUUCAAGAAUAUUUACAAUGUUUUGGUAUCUUCUUUCUACAUUUUUGGAAUAUGUGAUUUGAGAUGGGGUUUAGGUACUUUAUUAUUAUCGUCCCUUGGCUCUUACUUCAUCACGAGGUAUUUAAGAACACCCAAAAUGCCUUGGAUUAAUUUCUUGUUCUUGAUGAUACACAUGGCAUAUACUCAUUUCCAUCUUCAGUUCUUUGCUGAAUAUGAUCCUUCUAUUAUUGACAUUUCUGGUGCUCAGAUGAUUUUGGUGCUUAAGCUUUCUGCCUUCGGGUGGAGCAUCCACGAUGGGAAACAACCACUGGACUCCUUGAGCAAUUACAAUAGGACAAGAGCUAUACAUGAGCAUCCCAAUUUGUUACCAUUUAUUGGGUACGUUUUCUUCUACGCGUCGCUUUUAACCGGACCAGCAUUUGAUUAUGUGGACUACGAUCACUUUAUCCACUCUACCUUGUUUGAUGAUGUUCCAGAAGACAAGAGACCAGGUAAGAAAAGAAAGAGGAGAAUACCGAGGAGUGGACGUCAGGCAUUGAAAAAAUUAUUGCAAGGAUUAUUUUGGGCAUUCCUUUUGUUUGAAGUUCCGAAAUUGGUCAAUACUGAGUUUGUAUUUUCUAAAGAGUUUGUCACUAAACACCAUUUCAUUUACAGAAUCUUCUAUAUGUGGCUUUUAGGAUUCUUAUAUAGAUUGAAGUAUUAUGCAAUUUGGCUAAUUGCCGAAGGUGCGUGUAUUUUAUGUGGAAUUGGGUACAAUGGAUACGAUGCUGAAACAAAAGAAUUCAAGUGGAACAGAGUGCAAAAUGUUGAUCCCGUCACCUUCGAACUAGGUCAAAACGUUCACACAUGCUUAGAGGCAUGGAAUCAAAAUACUAAUAAGUGGUUGAAGCAUUACGUAUAUUUGAGGGUUGCUAAAAAGGGGAGAAAACCUGGUUUUAAGAGCACUGUUUUCACCUUCGCCACCAGUGCUUUCUGGCAUGGCACCAGGCCUGGAUAUUACUUGACGUUUGUUGUUGGUGCAUUCUUGCAAACGAUUGCCAAGUUUUACAGAAGGAACAUCAGGCCACAUUUUUUGCAAAGUGAUGGUGUAACGCCUAAACCAACGAAAAAGAUUUAUGACUUUGUAUCAUGGGUUUCUACACAGCUUGCAUUUGGAUUCGUGGUUCAGCCAUUUGUUAUUCUUAACUUUAAAAAAUCAUUACUAUGUUGGCAGACGGUUUAUUAUUGGUUGUUAUUCGUCAUAGCUGGUUCAUUCUUCAUUUACAGAGGUCCACCAGCCAAAUAUUUCACCAUCAAGAGACCAGAGUCCAAAACAAAGAAUAGAACUACACCAACAAAAUCCGAUACCUUGAACUCCAAUUUAUCAAAAGAGGAGAAUGAUUUAAUAAAAAAUGCAGUGGAGAAUAACUUGGAGAAGAACUAUCAUAUGCCAACCUUGGGAGUUCCAUCGUUUGAUCAUCUCCAAAGUUUAGAUAAAGAUGACAUUGAUGAAGAGUUGCAAAACUUGAAACAAGCUUGGAGCUCGUUUAAAAGUCGAAACUUUCUUGCCGAUGAUGAUUUUGAUGGAUUAAAAGAUGCAUAUUCUAACUUUACUAAGGAAAUUAAUGAGAUUUUUGAUCGCAGAAAGGAAGAGUUUUCCAAGCAGCAAGAAAAGUCGGGUAAAACCGACUAA